Messenger RNA from Polyodon spathula (Mississippi paddlefish), 4311 nucleotides. RefSeq lists its product as uncharacterized. Lineage: Eukaryota; Metazoa; Chordata; Actinopteri; Acipenseriformes; Polyodontidae. Gene Ontology annotation, molecular function: RNA binding. Gene Ontology annotation, biological process: regulation of mitochondrial mRNA stability; mitochondrial RNA processing. The record is from RefSeq and is a predicted model, not a curated record. The coding region runs from base 573 to 3260 and encodes 895 amino acids. Gene Ontology annotation, cellular component: mitochondrial matrix; ribonucleoprotein granule. The transcript is spliced from 10 exons.
GGGAAAAUGGCGGCGACCGGCGCAGAGGGUGAUGAUUGAGAAUUGGGGAGGGGAGAAACCGAUACUGAUAUCGGGGGUAAUGAGGGCACAAAAUCGCCGAUACCCGAUUCUUGCGGUAUGUUUAUUGCAAAUAGUCUCUGCUAACAAUUAGUUUGGUAUCGGUUAGGAAAAUAAAACAUACAAAUAUACAGAUCUUCCCUGGCAACAUAUUCGGCUUGGAUGCAUACGGAUUUUAAUGUUUUUUUAAAUGUUCACUCAGUUUCUGAAUCCAGGAGUUUAGCAGAAAUUACUUUUUAUAUUACAUCUUUGAUUUUUAUUUUCACCAGAGAUGACUUUUUAACACAAAUCAAUAGAAACAGAACAGCUGGGAUAAUAUAUUUUUAUUUAUUGAUCCAGAAGGAGAGAGCGGAUUUUUAAAGUAUUACCGUUUUUUUAGUUUUUUGGGGGCGUGUGUUCUGCAUUAGAAAAUGGAUUGAAGAAACCCUACUAGUCGUACCUGCGCACUCAGCCAGCUUGCAGACAAACAUGUUUAGUGUGCUGUCCUCAGCCCCUUCCGGCUACCUUUCUAUACCAUGCUCCGGCUACUCUGCUGGCUUGGUCCACUAACGCGCGGGACAGCCAGCUUUCGCUUCGCAGAGGGACUGCACAGCCGGCCAGGCAGCAGCACCAACGCAUUCCCUCUGGUUGCGACCACCGGCUUCCUCGCCCGUCCCGCAAUGAUGUAUGCCACUCGCUUCUACAGCAGCGGUGGGGGUAAGCCAGGCAGGAGGGCUGGCAUCGGGGGAGGAGGGCUUCCAGUGCUGGACAACCACCACCUCCCUCAGUCUCACCCUCACCCGCAAAACUACCAGCCCCAUGUCAACCAGGGGAGGCCAGACGUGCACCGCAGCCACUACCACCACCACCACAGCAAGAAGAAGACCUGGAAUUUUAUCCACGAGAAGAUGAGCUAUGACACCUUCUUCACCAUGAAGCGCCUGAUAGACCGGUCACGUACUGUGGAUGAAGUGCUGCGCUGGGUCACCCAAAACCCGGGAAAGAUCUCCUACAACCACUACCCCAUCGCCCUGCAGAAGAUUGGGCAGCUUCUACAGCAGCAGGGGGGAGGGGUGGGAGGCCUAGCAAUGGGGGCUGCUGUGGGGGAGAGCCACUAUCGGCAGAUCUCAGAGCAGCAUGACUUCCAGACGCUGUGUGACGCUAUUGUCAGUGACUGCGCCAAGUUUGACAACUUCAGCAUCGUCAACUGCCUCUACGCUGUAGCAGCUCUGGGUCUGCCCAGUGACUCCCAGAUUGUGCAGGUGCUGGAGGAGGAGUCUCGCAGUCGCCUCUCCCACUUCAACCAGAAAGACAUCUCCAUGGUGUUCAGCAGCAGCAUGAAGCUGCACCCGUCCAGCCAGCACCCGCUGAUCGAGUCUUGCCUGUCGGGGCUAGAGAAGAACAUCGAGCGGGAGCGCCACCCCCAGACGCUCUUCCUGCUGCUCUCCUAUUACCGCCUGAAGUGGCGGGCCCUGCAGGCUGACGGAUACACGCCAGAGCAGCUCCUGGCCAACCGCAAGAUCCUGCGCUUGGUCAAGCACACGCUGGUCAGCGUCAGCAAUGUGCGUGACCACGAGAUGACGUUGCUCGACGAGAUGCUGUCUGCAUGCGCCCGUGAGGCCAGCAACAAGUCAUUGGAGAUCAUCUUCAGCUCCCAGCUCUUCUACGAGAACCGCCAAGAGAAGUUCAUCAGCAGCCUCGGAGAGGAGCUUCCUAAGAAGGUAGACAGCAUCACUCCUUAUACGAUGGCUCUGAUUGCAAAAUACAUUGCCAGACAUCGACUGCGGGAAACCAAACUGCUGGACACCAUUGCAGAGUUUCUGGUCAAAAAGGGGGAAUAUCUCGACAGCAAGUUGAUCCAGAAGCUGGUGUUCCCGUUCAGCAGGAUGAGUUACCGACCUUCCAACGAGACGCAGUUCUUCGAGAAGCUGGAGUCGGUGCUGGAGGAGAAAGCCAUGAACUCCCCACUCGCCACUGUCAACAUAAUCAUGUCUUUGUUCCAGCUGGGCCACUUCCCCAGACUCAUCCUGCACUGCGUCUUCUCCAGCACCUUCAUCAGCAACGUCACCAACAGCCCAUACGGUCUCAUUGUGCGCCGUUAUCUGUCUCUGCUGGACACUGCAGUUGAGUUGGAGUACAGGGACUACACAGGGCCGAGGCUCGAGGAGGUGCACAAGGUGCUCAUGUUUGACCAUGCACUGACUGCAGAUGAGGUCAACCGCAAGUACAGCUAUAAGGGUCUAGUUGCAGAGGCUCUGAGACAGCUGGUUGGGGAGCAGUCUUACAAACAGGACGAGGUGUUGGCUCCUGGAUAUUACACAGAUUUCCUGCUGUGGACCAACAGCUCUGGUAGUGUGCUACAGAUCAAAGGGAACAGUGGAGUCGUCUCAGGAGCCACACCGACAGGCCUUUCACUGGUGUCGCGGCCCCCCAAUGCGCCGGAUCCCCAAUCUGCAGUGUCUGUCCUGACCUCAGACUUCCACAAAUUCUCCCCCUUUUCCUCCCCCCUGGAGGAUGGGCUUGAGAAGUGUGGUGGGGAGGACCUGGUUCCUGAGGUAGCCUUCCUCUCACACCACAUGCGCCCCCAUCCUCCAGGGGGCACCUUGGGGCAGCGGGGAGGAGCAGAAUACAGCCCCUACUACCAACUGCCCUCUGAUUACUACAGCAGCCUGACCAAGGAGCAGUCUCUGGAGAGCCAGGACAGCUCCACCCUCAGCAGCCCCACGGACUGCCUGGCACAGGCUGGAGGGCUGGCAGAGUGCUCCCCGUGCCUCUCCUCCACCACCCUCUUCCAGUUCCCCAUUGGGAAGAUCCUGGAAGAGGAGGUGGCAGCUGGACAGGAGCGAGAGUUGCCCAGCUUCUACGAGAGCGUGUCAUACCCCGAUGGAGGGGAAGGAGCUUCAGGAGAGAAGGGGGGCAUGGAGAUACUGAGCCCGACCUCCCCUCUGCAGCUCCACAGCCCAGGGGGAAGGCAAGCAGACAAGGAGCACAGGCCUGUGGAGCAGUGGGACGAGGUCAGGAGGGUGGUGAUGUCGGUGAAUGAUAAGUGGCACUACUGCCACAAUUCUGAUGUGCUGGUGGGCUCUCGAGCCAUGCGGGACAGACACCUUCAACUGCUGGGCUACGUCCUUCUCCAGUUGCCUUAUCAUGAGCUGGAGAAGCUGAAUGGGAUUGAGGAGGUAAAGCAGUACUUGCACAAAAAACUCCUGGAGAUGCCCUUAUGACACACAGAGGGCUGAGCGUAGCAAGAGAGUCCAGCUGCUCACCUCCGUACAACUGCUACUACUACUGCUAAAAAUGAUCUGACAGACUGCUAGGCACAGGGAACCAAGGGGUGUCAGAUAUCUGAGCAUGGGGGAGGGGGAAGGCAGUUUUUUUUUUUUUUUUUUUUUUUUUUUUUUUUUUUUUUUUCCCCCCUGAAGAUGUCUGUGUGCUUGUGUGGUGGGGGGAGGAGUGGCAAGGUCAGGGAUAUUGGUGUAGCGCACUACUUUUUUUUUUUUUUAUAUUCUGGACCCAUUGCAGUUGCACUGAACGACGGUUUCUACUGCAAACCCUUUUUGGACAGGGGUCUUUUAGAACUAGCAUUGGCAGAGUGAUUUAACUUGAUUUAAAAGGUAAUGACUGUUAAACUGGCAUCUCAAUAAUCAGAAAUAACUAUGUGGGAGACGGUUGGGGUGUAAUGGUGGACUUCACAUUAUUUUAUAACUUGGUGUGACUGCAUGGAAAACAGUGGGGUCGUGAACAUGCAGGAUCAUUUCAUAUUGUAGUAAUAAUAAUUUAUGACCUGAAGAGAACCAACAGUCAGUGAUGUACCCAGCAGGGGAUAAUGGGAUUGUAUUAAGCUUUAACAAAAAUGUUGUUUUCUCUUUUUUUUUUUCCUUCCCCCUUUCAAAUUUAUUAUUGAAAUCUUAUUUUUCUUACUGCCAACUUUUUAUUCCAUAAACCACGUUCACGAUGAUGCUUGCUGUGUGCGUUAGCUUUGCACUGUAGAUGGAGUUUCCUAUUUUAGUUACUUGUGGAGGAGGAAAUAAUUUAAUAUAGCUAUAACCGACGUUUGGGGGGAGGUCUGUAAGGAGGUUGGGUGGGUAGAGAUGCUUGCUUUAUAUAAUACAUAAAAAAAAAUUAUAUAUAUAAAUAAAAUUGUUUGAAGGAGCAGUUAGUACCCCAGACCGAACUCGAACUGUUUAGCAUGUAAUUAAUUGCAUGGUGAAGUGCUAGUCCCAGUCAGGGUGUGGAGGUACGUGUUCCAAAUAAAUCACAGUUUUACAUUUGCAA